AUGCUCAGCAAUGCGCGCGAGGACAGUGGCAUUCGGACGGUGACACUGGCCCGGGGUACCUUCAAUCGCCAGAGCCCGCCCGCGCCGACCAGCAUCCCGAGUGGCAGUGGGAGAACAUCGGAACGGUCGAGCCUGGCGCCGACCACUUCGCCCUAUGAGCGCGAGAAGGGCGACCCCCUCAAUUUGCUGGGUUCCGUGGGCAUCGUCGAAUUGCUCGAGCACGAUCCGAGGCCAACCUUCAUCAUUGACCUGGACGAGUGUCAAUCACAGACUCCCGACGCGCCGCAUGUACAGGUCCUCUUUGCCAACCAUGCCCUCCGCUCCAGCCCCUCGAUAUGGGAAUCCGUCGCAGGCAAGCCACCAGACUCGCAUGCAGAAAGUCAGGCUGCACUUGCCAAUCACCACUUUCGCGCCUGGCUCAUGAGCCAUCUUCCUUCUACCCAAGGGCCCGAAGGGGACCCACCUCCUGUUGAGCAUGGAGCUAUCGUUUGGACGUGUCAUACCAUGAGAAAGAGAUUGCGUGUCGUGUCUGCCGCAUUGCCCUCUUGUUCCACAUCGAGCAUUACGUCCACAAGUGCGCAGAUGGAUUUUGCAAUGCCCUCCCUCUCAUCAGCCACUCUUCAUUCUGCACAUAGCAACAGAGCCACUUCUUCCUCUGAUUCAGUGCUUGAACCACAAGAUUAUUUCGGCACCCAUCCGCCACUGCCUGUCGGAGAAUCGACGCCUCCCAUAUCUGCUCCGGCCCAACUCGCACCCUCUGCCCCUGCCUCACGCGACGAUGGCAGCGGUCUCUGCCCGAAACCGGCUGUCCUCUUGCCGUCGACGCAAGAUUCAACUUCCUUUGUUAAUGAGUGCGUACUACGGGCCCAAUCGGCCGGCAAUGUUGACUCCUUUGGCAGGCAUCACGCAGGUCGUGGUGAGGAGAAUCACGACAUGGGCUUCUUUGACUGGACCAGACUGGCCAUGUCGCCCUCACUCCCGCCACAUAUUCUGUUUGCGCGCUCUAUAGAUUGGGCGUCGACGCCUUUGGGACCCAUAGAGUAUUGGUCAAAUGACUUGCGCGCCAUGUGUAAUCUCAUCAUGGCAAGUCCUCACCCAGCCGCCAUGUACUGGGGUGAUGAGCUCGUCGCCGUUUACAAUGAGGCUUAUAUUGGUCUUGCUGGUCAGAAACAUCCCGCGCUCAUGGGUCAAAGUUAUAAGAUUGCGUGGGCAGAGAUUUGGGAUGAUGUCAAAGAGGUCUUUGCAAAUGCACGAACUACUGGCCAAGCGACGAUGAAAGACGAUGAUUGUCUAUUCAUGAAACGGAAUGGCUUCCUCGAAGAGACAUAUUUUUCAUGGUCCAUAAUACCCAUGGUCGGCGAAGGUGGAACCGUGAUGGGGUUAUACAAUCCGGCUUUUGAAAAAACAAGAAGAAAGAUUGCUGAAAGACGCAUGCUCACACUUCGCGAGAUUGGUGAACGUACGGCAACGGCUCGAGACGUCAAAGCGUUUUGGGGCCAGGUCCUGUUGGCCUUGACCGACAACGAUCUCGACUGUCCCUUCGUCAUGCUGUACUCUGUCAAUGACGACAACGAUAGUGACUCGUCGUCCCUGCACUCCAAUAGUUGGGCUGGAUCCAAGUAUUGCUAUUUGGAAGGCUCUUUGGGUGUGCCAUUCGGUCACCAAGCUGCACCAGAUCAGAUCGAUCUCAAGGAGGGCAAUGAAGGUUUUGGGCCCGUCUUCCGCGAAGUCAUGAAGACGGAUAAGCCCGUUGUGACUGGCAUAGGCACAGGAGAUCUUCCGCAUUCUCUCAUGGAAGGCCUUGAUUGGCGCGGCUUUGGGGAUCCUUGUCGCGAUGUUGUCAUCUGUCCAAUUCAUCCGACGACAGGGGAGACCAUGUUGGGAUUUCUGGUCAUGGGUGUCAAUCCACGAAGGCCUUACGAUGAUGACUAUAAUCUCUUUGUGCAAUUGCUAAGCAGGCAGCUCGCAACCUCGCUAGCCUCCGUUGUCCUGUUCGAAGAAGAGAUCCGCAGAGGCCAGAAGGCGGCCAGGCUCGCGGCAGAGGAUCGUUUCAACCUGUCCGAGCAGCUCGCAGCACGUACGCAAGAAGCCAGAGAGAGCGAGACAAGGUUCACGCGAAUGGCCGAAUACUCUCCAGCCGGUCUCUUCAUUGCUGACCACCUGGGUAAGAUUACAUACUGCAACGAUACCUGGUAUGAAAUCUCCCGGGUUCCACGGGAGCGAGAUAGGACCGAUAGGUGGAUGGACUACGUCAAAGAUGAGGACUUGGACUUGAUACUGAGGCACUGGAAGCGUCUGGUGGAUGACGCCGUUGCUAUCAACAUUGAGUUUAGAUUCAAGGCGCCAUGGGAAGAUCGGAACCGAAACAAGAGUGACACAUGGGUCCUCUUUUCGGCCUUCCCUGAAAAGGAUGAACACGGCAUGCUGAAGAGUGUGUUUGGGAGCAUCACCAACAUCAGUCCCCAGAAGUGGGCAGAAGGUUUCCAGAAGCGAAAAAUGGAAGAAGCGGUGGAGCUCAAGAGGCAGCAAGAAAAUUUCAUCGACAUCACCAGUCACGAGAUGCGUAAUCCAUUGAGUGCCAUACUACAGUGUGCAGACGAGAUCUCGACUCUCCUCGGCGACUUCCGAUCGUCGGGGUCACAAACUAUUGCUGACAACAUCGUUGCCGACUCGAUUGAUGCAGCACAGACAAUUGCCUUGUGUGCGCAACAUCAAAAGAGGAUUGUGGAUGAUGUAUUGACGCUGUCAAAGCUUGACAGCGCUAUGCUCAUGGUCACCCCAGUGGAUGCACAGCCGUUGCAGGUCGUGCAACGCGCUUUGAAAAUGUUCGAGGGCGAAGUCCAAACAGCCGGGAUCAAUAUGGAGUUUAUACUGGACGACUCCUUCAAGAAGUUGGGCGUCGAUUGGGUCAAGAUUGAUCCGUCCCGGGUGCUUCAGGUUCUCAUCAACUUGACUACCAAUGCUAUCAAGUUCACAACCACCGAAGACACCCGCACUAUACACGUCAUCCUCUCAGCGUCUCGCGAGCGACCCUCGGCAAGCCUCGCGCCAGCCGUCAGCUACUUCCCCAUGCGAGCCAAGCGGACUGAACAAGUCUUUGGCUCCGAUUGGGGUGAUGGCGAGGAGCUCUUCCUAGAAUUCGCGGUACGAGACACCGGCCGCGGUCUUACUGCGGAAGAGAAGAAGCUCCUCUUUCAGCGAUUCUCCCAAGCAAGCCCACGCACACAUGUUACCUAUGGUGGCUCUGGGCUAGGCCUCUUCAUCUCGCGCGAACUGACUGAACUUCAAGGUGGCGAGAUUGGUGUUUCAUCAGAAGCAGGCAAGGGCAGUACAUUCGCGUUCUAUGUCAUGUGUCGAAGGAGUAGUGAGCCACAGGAGACUACCGACAUGGCUGCCCUGGCUCUCUCGCGCAAGGUAUCAAACGCAAAGGAAAGAGAUCGCACCAUCCCGCCAAAAAUCAAGGAUUUUGCGCCCGUACCAGCAAAGGAGCUGGUGGCCUCACGGGUCAGACCCCGGACUACCAAUAACCUUAGGGUCUUGAUUGUAGAGGACAAUGUCGUAAACCAAAAAGUCCUACAACGCCAACUUCAAAAUCAUGGCAUCCACACCACCGUCGCCAACCAUGGUGGCGAAGCUCUCGACGCCCUACAAGCCUCAACCUACAACCCGCUCUCCCCCCCUCAUGCCCCGCACAUUGACGUCGUCCUCAUGGACAAAGAGAUGCCCGUAAUGGACGGCUUGCAAUGCACCUCUCGAAUCCGGGAGCUGGAAAAGGCCGGGGCGCUACAACGUCAUGUACCCAUCAUCGCGGUCACGGCAAAUGCUAGAUCAGAACAGAUUGCGACGCUUCUGGGAGCGGGAAUGGAUAAUGUGGUCAGCAAGCCAUUUAGGAUCGGCGAGCUGAUACCCAAGAUUGAAGAGUUGGCCCAGCGGUAUCCCGGGACGGGAGGGAAGAGGGCCGAUGAGGAAAGUAUCAAGCAUCCGGGUGGACCGGUGGAGCAGCCCUAUGGGGUCUAA
Molecule: messenger RNA, 4017 nt
Organism: Plenodomus lingam JN3
Lineage: Eukaryota; Fungi; Ascomycota; Dothideomycetes; Pleosporales; Leptosphaeriaceae
Biological process (GO): phosphorelay signal transduction system; phosphorylation
Molecular function (GO): phosphorelay sensor kinase activity
Source: RefSeq, a predicted model, not a curated record